AUUGUUGUAUUUCACUUAGCUUGGCCGCUCGAAUUUGUAAUCAAAUAGACACUAUUCGUUGCCUUCUUGUGAUCCAACACUGAGCCGUGUUUCGGAAACUGUCAUGAAAUUGAUGAAUUUCAAGACGCGUUGAAAAACUAGGAUGCGGAAGGGCGGAAAACGGAUACAAAAGGAUGUCAGGCAUACCAAACCAGUGUGCCGGAGCAGGAGAAUGUGUGCGAAUAAGAUUGCUCAAAAAAUGGAUUGUGGCCAACCUCGACCGAAUGGAAAAAAUCGCAUAUCUCAAGUUACAGCGUAACUCGAAUGCAUCAGCGCGUAUGCCGGGAGCUGACUGUAGAACUAUUCGUUGUCAAUUUUUGCCAGAACCGCAAAGACCACCGCCUAACGUACGUCAAAUCAUCCACAAUAACAACACAAACGGGGGAAAACGCGCAUCAACAAAGCUUGAUACUGGCAAACAUGGAAAUUAUUUGCAUUUUUCCCAAGUGUGUACCCCGAAUUCCCGACUUUGUGGUGUUUCCGUUCACCCGCACGCGCCAGUUCGAAAACUGGUGGACUAGCUCCGGCUGGUCGGACGUGAUCCCUUUGGACAGCUUGCCCGAGAAAAUUUUGAUCUGCGAGGAACACUUUGAACCGGAACUCAUCAAUAGACGCCAUAGGGUACCGAAGCUUGCGCUGGGAGCUCUGCCUACGCGCAACGUAGAAUGUGUGUUCAAAAGACAUGGCCCGUUGAAACCAACGGCACCGGAUCUAGUGUACUGCCGGCUGUGCGGACAGAAGCAAACCUGCAAGCUUGACGAUGAUCGCGAUCUGCUGUCUGAUCUGGACGAAAUAUUCCACUAUCAGCUACAUCUGUCCGACUUUACCACCCUGCCGACUGGUGUCUGUGGCCAUUGUAAAAAUCUGGGUAAAACGAUGCAAACGUUUUGGAAGAAAUGUUCCGAUGCACAGGAAAGCCUCAAAACGAUAUUUAACAACGAAAAAACGAGACUUGCGUACGAGCCCCCGAAGGAUGCAAGUAUUGCGCCACGAGAUAAAGAGCAAGAGUCUAGCAGCGUAAACGCGACCCAGAAAGAAAGCAUAUUCGUUCAUAGAGAACAUUUUCCAGCCGAAUGUGAAGAGAUUGUGAUCGACACAACGAAGUCGGAGAUCAUCGAGGAGCAACAUUUCGCCAACGAGUACGAGUUUGAAUCGUACGGUGAAGAACCGCCUGCCAGCAGCACAGCGGACGAAUGUGACGAGGAGAUAGAGCUGCGCGAAUCUGAAAAGCAACUUCUGUCGGAAAAUUACGCGAUUGACUAUGGGGAUGAUUUUUCCUCGCAAGAGCUGCCGGCAAACUUUUCAUCCUCGGACAAGGAGGAGCACAACGAUGCUGGCAAACGCGUGGAGGAACCAACGCACAUUUGCGAAAUCUGUGGAAAUUCAUACAAGACGCUUAAUCGGUUGAAAGCGCACCUUAAUCUGCACAGCGACGCGCGUAACCAUCAGUGCACCGUCUGUGGCCACAAGUUUAAGACGCGCCGAGGCCUGACGGAGCAUGUGGAGUCGAAGCACGAACGCAAAUCGUUUCCCUGCAAAAUAUGUGGCGUACAGUAUAGCUGGAAGAAGGGACUGGAAAGGCACAUGAGCACCACCCACAAGGGGAAGCCGAUGAAACAUGUUUGCAAAAUUUGUGACAAAGCGUUCCCCGUGCCGCACAAGCUGAAGCAACACAUGAUGUUGCACACAGGCGAUCGGAUCCAUUGUGAAUAUUGCGGCAAAGGCUACAGAUUCAACUAUAUGCUGACGCAGCACAAAAUACGUGUGCAUGAAAUUGAGAUCGAGGGCGUUAAGCUUUACAAAUCGAAAAAGCUGGGAGAUCGUAAGAAAGCGCCCAUCAUAGAUGGUGAUUCCUUAAACCACACACAAGAAAGCACUUCUUGUUGAUGUCGAUAAGUGAUCGGUACGUAAUUUAAGUAACGAGGUAACCAGUCACCAAGCCAUCAUGAUAGGGAAAAUCCUACCGACAUUUUUUCUCACAUGGAUCGCUUACAGAGGAUAAACAAAUCUCGUAAUUUAUCGCAUCCUUGCGGGCUCGUGCACAUCGCAAAGGAUUCGUAGCGCUCGUCGUUUAUUUUUUAAAUCGUGUAAUGGUAAAAGUCUUCACUCUGCACACAUCCCCAUGCUGGAAGAUGAGAAUGAAAUUUUACAUAUAUUAUAUUUGAAUUACAUCCAUAUCGUGAUCGUUUUUUAAUGUUCAAGAAUAAGUUUCAAAAUGUGGUGAAGAUUAAACCUUGACCAGCUUCAAAUGGCCAACGCAAAUAAAAUAAUAUUAUACUUCCUUCGAUCAAAGAAAAGUCUAUAAACAACAUUACAAUCGAACCGGUUGCCGAUUGCUGCCACAGCAGAUAGUUGAGAACUUAGCAAAGAUUAACUUUUGCAUAAUUUCAACCUCUUGCUGGGCCUUGAUGAUUAUCGCUUUCUGCUCUGUAUGGAAUAAAAAUAUUCAAAUCGAGCCCCUGCACUUUGUCGGCCCUAGUUGCUCCAUAUUAUUUAAAUUUUCAAGUUAAACGAUGCAAAAGAUGACGGAUAAUUGAGUAGAACGCUAGGACACAGAAUAAUCACAGAAAAUGUAUAGAAGGGAAGUAUAAACGAUCCACAAUAAAAUGCUUCAUUUGGCCACAGCAAGUCUGCUCAAAAAUUGCUCUUCCACUAAGCUUGCUAUCCCUCCAGGAAGGCAGCUCACACGUGCUACACUCAAUGGUUCGUGCACGCUGUUACCACCACGGUGCGCAUGCGCAUGGCUUUUGAUGGAUCCGAUGGAGGCAUAUAAACAUGGCAAAAGCAUUGUACCAACACUUGCGAAGCAUCGAAAAGCUUUGGUAAAUUGUCAAUACGCAUUGUGAGAAAAGUGACUGGUUAUUAUACAAUUCCCACCAGUGUGCAGUGUUAGGAAGGGAGUAACGCACUGAAUCUGAAUGCAGCACAACUGCAACUGUUAGAGGAAGUAACUGUCUUCGGAUUCGUGGUGCGUGCAAGUGAAACAUUUUGGUUGAUUGAUUACAUAUGGUGAGGAAUGCAAUGCAGCUGAAAGCUUGCCCACAAAAUACGUCAUUCUAGUGCGCCCACACACAGAAGCGACAGUUUCAGCAGCAUUCGUCAUCAGGACGAAAGCGAAACGAAAUGAUUGCAGUGUAUUGAGGACCAGCUUUUGAUUAAACGUUGAGAGGACCUUUACGCUCGGAGCAAUUAGUUGGUCGCUGCUGUGAGCAAUACAAGGGCGAAACAAUUUAAACAUGUCCACCGUGGGCAUACGAAUCGAUGAGGCUGUUGCGGUUGAGGACCAGGGUGAGCAGAGAUGCGUCGGAAAGGAAACGGAUGAGGAAGUGUGUGACGAUGGCAACGUGGAGGUUGACAUGAAGUUCGGUUUGUUUGUGGAAGGUGAUCGGUCCAUGCCGCGGAAUUCGUCAGAAGACGAGUUUGAUUUCGAUUCUGCCUUUAGCUCUGAGUCUAAUCAGGCCCUCACCGAUGAAAGUACCACCAUCGAGCGCCAGCACCACCACCACGGCGACGACGACGAACGGACCGUACCAGAUGGAGGAGAAACGGUGGAGCGUGAACGGCUGAAGUCUCUCGAGGACGAGCAUGAGAUUCUAUCGUCGAACCUGAUUGCCCUCACGUCGCACUUUGCCCAGGUGCAGCUGCGACUGCGGCAGAUCGUGGAGGCGCCUCCCCAGGAAAGGGACACGCUGUUGAAAAAUCUGGAAGAGUUCGCAUUUCUCGGCAUACCGGAGAUACAGCAAAACCCGGUAAAACAAAACAUUCCCGAAAUUGUGGCCAACCUCGACCGAAGCCCCGAGUCGGUGGAAAACCUGCGCGAAAAGCAACAGGAGCUUAUCGAGCAGCUGAAAUCGCAGCUGAUGGAUCUGGAGCGGUACGCGUACGAAUCCGGCACGCCCGGCAUUCUGCCGCAAACGAUACUGCUCGAAAAGCAGAAGGUGAUUAUCGAGGAGAUCAAGAAAAAGAUCAACCUCAACCUGAACGAGCUUGACCUGCCCCAGCUCACCUCGGAAGACCUUCGGCAGCAGGUGGACAGUGCACUCGACGAGCUGGUGAACCCGCUCAAGAUGAAGGAACAGUUGGUGACACAGCUCAAGACACAGAUCCAGGACCUGGAACGGUUCAUUGGGUUCCUGCAGACGAACGAGAAGGCGGAAAUUAAAAAGCGUUUCCUGGAGCAACAGCAGCAGCAGCAGCAGCAACAACAGCAAGCCCACAGGCAGCAUGGUACAGAGGCCUCGGCCAAGGAACUCGGGUCCGAUCGUCAUUCGCUUUCGAAGCCUGUCGUAUCCAGUCACUGUUCCUCGAACAUUGGGUGCAAUAAUGGUAACCAAACGGCAGCCGCAGCAAAGCGGGAAUCGUUCAACAGCAAAGCCUUCGGUCUAAUGGAUAAGGCCGGAACAUUGCUGCAGAUGUUUGCGUUGUCUCAGUUCAACUGUGGCAGCGAGCAUCGGACCAGUGAGGCAAACUACCAAUCGAAAAUGAUGGCUCGAACGCGACAAAACUGUUGGGGCGACAUUCGGGCCAGGCUGGAGUACGACGUGCAAGAGAUAGCAUCGUUGGUGCUAACAUUGCAGAACGAAAUAGCAUCCAAGGAGUCGGACCAUAACGAGGAGGACGAGGACGAUUCGGCCGGACGUCCUGGUCGGGGCGGCAAUAGGAAGAAUUACGAGCUUACGCUGCUGGUCCGCAAACGUUUGGCAAAAACCAUCCAACGGUUGAUGCAGCAUGGUUUGCAGGGAAUUUCCGAAAACGCAAGCCACAGCUUGGUUCCAUUCAUAUCGGGAUGCUUCUCUGCAUCGACGGGCGGCAGCAAUCAUUCCAGCAUGAGCGCACGAUCAAACGACGGCGGCUUUUAUCGGUCGGAUGUCCGGCGAAAGAGUACGGGUGGGGCGACAACUACUGCACCGACCAAGAAACAGCCGCAUGCGGAGCACACGGCAAAUGCGACAGUGGAAGACAAUCUGUUUUCCCAGCUAGAUGACGAGGACGAUGACGAGCUGGAAGCUCAGCAGUACGAGAGCAAUAGUGAGGACGCAAUGCAUGCCUGGGAGCUGCUGCUGGUGUACUACAACAUCAAAAAUGGCGAUCGUUACAACUCGACACCGGCGAGAAAGCUAUCAGAAAGUUUCAACCUGGACAUAGUGGACGGUCGACCGUUAUCGAACAAACAGAGUCUUCUCAGUGCUAUAGGUUCGAUCGUAGCUUUGCACAGUCCCUACAAGCGGAGCUACGAUUCCCAGUUUAAGGCAUUCAUAUGUGCUGGACUAAACGCCCAGAAGUUAACACAAUGGCUGUACCUUAUUUUCCAGUGCAAGGAGCUGGUCAGCUCGCAUUACACCAGCUGGAGCUACGUAGCCAACACUGGCUUUCGUGAUGGCUUAAAGACGCUCGACCGUUUAUCGCAGUACCGGUUCGAUCUUCCAGUUGACCUAUCGAUUCGUCAGUUCAAAAAUAUCAAAGACGUUUUUAUGUAGUCAUACCAUUAGCACCAGCAACAGCAGGGUCACGUGGCAAUGGGUUCUUGCUGGGUUGGGCACGCCGCUACCAGCUAUUUGGUUACUAAAUAAGUGAGUUUGUUUUACCUACUUUCCAACGCGAUAAAGUUGACGGUUCCAUUGGACUGAAUCGCUCCUCAACAGAAGACAUUUGCACUAUCAAGUUCGUUUAACACUUGUUAUGUAUAACGAUAAAGAAAUUUAUCUUCGGUAUAACGGAGAAAAUUGUAACAUACCUAUCCAACCAUAGCAACGGGGUCCACGGCUCGGCAUGUGCGGAAUAGAAGCAAUCCAGCAAAAGAUGGCUGAAAGGGGAGGAAAGUUGUUAGAAAAUAUCAUUAAAACGGACCUUAACAAAAUAAACCUAACCUCUUUAUUGAGUUUCGUGCAUAAUACGCAUA
Molecule: messenger RNA, 5938 nt
Organism: Anopheles stephensi (Asian malaria mosquito)
Lineage: Eukaryota; Metazoa; Arthropoda; Insecta; Diptera; Culicidae
Product: RUN domain-containing protein 1
Exons: 4
Coding region: 3276-5516 (746 amino acids)
Source: RefSeq, a predicted model, not a curated record